Messenger RNA from Gasterosteus aculeatus aculeatus (three-spined stickleback), 4024 nucleotides. It is a transcript of the gene dennd2c, whose product is annotated as DENN/MADD domain containing 2C. The record is from RefSeq and is a predicted model, not a curated record. Lineage: Eukaryota; Metazoa; Chordata; Actinopteri; Perciformes; Gasterosteidae.
CUUCUGUCUGGCUUGACUCCAACUGUCCUCAGCAGGACGUGGAGCGCUCUGCUGUACUUUUCCCCACUCAAUGGACACUCUCUUUGUUGCUGUGUGCAUUUAUUAGUACGGCACACAGGUUUUAUGGCUCCCAAAGUUUAUUUUCUCAGAAGUUAGCAUCCGGUGGAUGUGAACCGGCUGAUAACCUCCCCGGUUUUUGAACGCUGCGGGCGAAUGGAGACGGAUUUAAUUAGUUCUUUUUUUUUUUCCUAAAGGAAAAUAAGAACAGAAGAUGAGCUUCGCUGCGAACUUUAAACCAUGAAGGGUUCUUUACAAGACGAGACAAGGGGGGGAAGAGAUGCUCGGCUAGAACAAUACGAAGCAUAAAGACCUCAAGGAUCAGUUACAGCCAUAAACCUUGUGGCGCUCCUGCCUUCACUUAUUGUAUCUGUAUUUAAUCGGAAACAGAUUGCUUGGCUUCGCCCGGCUGUCUCCUGGAGGACGUCCCCGAUGCAUUCUCUUGCCCCCUCUCAACAUGCUGGCUCUGAGGCUGCAGCAGGGCAGGCGAGGGGUUGGUGAAGCCGAUCCACUGCAGAAAGGGGACGCUGUGGCUCGGCAGGGCGGCCUGUCAGGGAGGCCCCCCCCUCCUCACGAGCAGUGCGCCGGCAUCAGGGAGAAGAUCUCCCAGUGGGAAGGUCGCAGUCAGCAGGGCGGCUGCCAGGAUGCCGGGGCGAAGGCACAUCCUCCAACCGUGUCCCGAACUCUGUCCGGAGACGAACUGGGCAACGGAUGUUUCGCUGACAAAUCAAAAGGGGGACCUCUCCUCUCAAAAUCUCUAACCCUGGGCUUAGAUUUCCGAGCAUCCCCGGCACGCGCCGGACAUGGUGCGGCCGGUAGGAAGUCGGAACCCCUGCAGAAGUGCUCGACCGAGUUCUCCGCCGCGACGCCGGGAAUCAGGCCACUCGCGGCACAAUUGUUAGCGUCUCCCAGUGUGCCGGCCGACCCCGCUCGACGGAUCUUCACCGCCAACAGCGACCAAAAAAAGGAUCGCCUCCCGGAGGUUGAAGUAGUUUCUAAACAUCUACCUCCAUUGACCGGUGACCAAGAGGACGACAUGCCUGCUGGAAACUUCUACACGUCACGGGGCUUCUGGCGUAAGCUGGAGGGCGACCGGCUGCUGUGGGAGAAAGGCCGCUGGUCUUCGGGCGCAGCUCAGCCUCCCCCCAAGCCCGUGCGGACGUUCCAGUAUCGGGGAGGCGACGCGGCGUGGCGGGACAGCGGAUCGCCUCAUAACAACCAGUCCAACGCCAGGAGCAGGAGGGUAGCCCACCCACCCAGCUUCCCUCCGCCGGCGUGUCCCGUGGCAAAGACUAACGGGCUGUCCAGGCAUGCAAAGAACAGGAAGUCCUUUGAGUACGAGGAUGCGGAGCGCCUGACGGCGAAGCCGGGCACGCUGAGAGGAGAGGACCGACACUCGGCCCUUUACAACGCCUUCUCCAACGACAAUAUUUACGAGGACAUUGUUUGUGAAGGGACCAGCGAUGAGCCCUAUGAGAAUGUCAAGCUACGUCCCAUGUGUCUCCCCAUCGGAAGUCCCCACGGCCCAAAGCUGCCUCCUAAACCCCAAACGCUGCAAGGCCACGUGAAAAAGGUGGAGAGGAAGAGGUUUCAAACAUCCACACCAUCCAAAUCUUCCACACUCGCAGACGUUCCCAAACCAGCGGCACCGCGGCGCGCCAGCGGCCCACUAACGCUGCGGACGCCUCAGUACGUCAACAAGAUCGAGACCAUCUUUGAUGACAAGAGAGGGAGGAAGAGAGUGAAGAACCAGGGAGUCUCUGUGCGAGAGGAGACGAGUGGGACAGAGAGUGACCCCGAGGACAACGCCAAAGCAGGCUCCAGGAGAUCGGUUUACAUCCAGUCGACGCUGAAACGUCGGCCAGGUUACCGCACCCUGGAGAGGGACCUGAUCCAGCUGCAGCAGCAGAAACAGCAGCUCUUCCAGAUCUUCGUGGUGGUGUCGCUAAGAAAAGGCUCCUCGGGAAACACCUACUCCCCCGAGAUCACGCAGCAGUUCCCCAAACUGUUUGAGAAGUCGUCCCGAGUCUCCAAAGAGGCAGAAGAUCAGCUGAAGGUCAUUCCCAAGUUCUGCUUCCCCGACGCCCAGGACUGGAAGCCCUCUGCACACAUGCCAAGUGAGACCUUCUCCUUCGUCCUGACCAGCGAGGACGGCAGUCGCUGGUUCUGUUACUGCUGUAAGAUCUUGCCUGUUGGAAAAGGGAAGAGGCUCCCGGAGGUGCACUGUAUUGUCAGCAAACUGGGCUGUUUCAACCUCUUUGCAAAGAUUCUGGAGGAGGUGGAGAAGCGCAGGGAAAUUUCCCCAGCGCUGGUUUACCCUUUUAUGCGUAGCGUGAUGGAGGCCCCUUUCCCCGCCCCCGGACGCACAGUCACCAUUAAGAGCUUCCUCCCUGGCUCUGGGAAUGAGGUCCUGACUUUGUGUCGACCAGUAGACUCCCGGCUGGAGCACGUGGACUUUGACAGCCUGCUGCAGUGUCUCAGCGUGGGGAAUCUCCUGCAGGUGUUUGCCUCCCUUUUGCUUGAGAGGCGGGUCAUCUUCAUCGCUGACAAACUGAGUGUGUUGUCUCGGUGCAGCCAUGCAGUGCUGGCGCUGCUGUACCCCUUCACCUGGCAGCACACCUUUGUGCCCGUGCUCCCGGCCAGCAUGCUGGACAUCAGCUGCUCCCCCACACCCUUCCUCAUCGGGGUGCUGGCGCCGUGCCUGCCAGAGCUGCUGGAGCUGCCCAUCGAGGAGGUGCUCAUAGUGGAUCUGUGUGCAGACAAGUUUGUCGUUCAGCUGGGCGAUGAAGACUGCAUCCUGCCCAGUAAGCUGCAGGCAGCGCUGCAGCAGAUCCUGGAGGAGCGGGAGGAUAUCCUGGCACAGGAGGACAGAGGUGGAGAUCAGCAGGUGGACCUGAGCGCUCUGGUGUCGGAGGGGUUUGUGCGCUUCUUCGUGGAGCUGGUGGGCCACUAUCCCCUCCACAUGGUCGAGUCCUCCAACGGGAGCAGAGAGGUCCAGCGAGACGGCUUCCGCAAAUCUCACCCCUCCCGCGGAGUCCGUCAGUUCCUGCAGCUCUUCAUGGACACUCAGAUGUUUGCGGGCUUCAUUCAGGACAAAGAGCUGCGCAAGGGAGGAGCCAGAGGUCUCUUUGAGGCCCGGGUGGCCGAGCAUCUGGAUUCUUACCCUGAGCCGGAGCCAAGUGGCGUGAACAAAUUUCUGAAAGGACUGGGAAACAAGAUAAAGUCCCUCCAAUUGAAAUGACGACGGACUCGGUGAGGAAUUGAAUGUGGACGAGAGUCUCAGCGGGUCUCAACGGGCCAGUAGGGACCAGGUUUAUCUUCCAGCGUCCACGAGUACUUUUCAUCGGAUAGCAACUGGAAAGGCUCUUUCUCUUCUGGAAAUGUUUAAUGAAACCGCGAGGACACAAACUACAGAAAACAUUCCGGCUACUUAACCUCAGCCCGAACAUGCGUGGUGGGAACUUCUUUUUUUCUUCCUUCCUCACUGGAACUAAUUAUUUACAUAGAUUCCUCUCUUUUCCAAAUAGUGCAUUUUACUGUGAAUGCAACAAGUAAAUGUUGUUCAAUCUUGAAAGUACUUUACAACUGAAAUGAAUCAGUUCGUUUCCACUCUGAUGAUUUUAUACAUUUUAAUGUGUUUCCAUCAUCUACUCUCCAUUCCCUUCAGCACAAACUGCACAGCAGGCUUUUGUUUACUAGAGGGGUUUUUAUUUGUCAACUCUUAUUUCAAAGUGUCCGGGUUAAAUCUCAUCAAUCCGAAUGAGAAUUAACAUUUACAUACAGAAAUCAGUACGUUUUUCUUCUUUCAUUGACAUUCUCCCUCUUUAACUGGAGUUGUAAAUAUGUGUUUGUUUGUUUUUGUUUUUAAAUUUUCACAAUGUUGAGAAACAGUGUACAGUAUUUUGAAUAUUUUUGUAUAAAAGCGUGAUGUGUCCUAAAUGCAAUAAAUGGGUUUCCAAGGACAGCA